Messenger RNA from Caenorhabditis remanei, 1029 nucleotides. RefSeq lists its product as uncharacterized. The coding region runs from base 1 to 1029 and encodes 342 amino acids. Lineage: Eukaryota; Metazoa; Nematoda; Chromadorea; Rhabditida; Rhabditidae. The transcript is spliced from 5 exons. Gene Ontology annotation, cellular component: membrane. The record is from RefSeq and is a predicted model, not a curated record.
AUGUCAUUCUGGAGAACCGUCGCCGCUGUGGUAGCUCCUUUUACUUCCGAUACCUAUAUGAAUACUGCCGAUAGUUUGUUUGUCAUUAUUGUUACCCUUCUAACUGCAAUCGGAUUCUGUUUGAAUCUGUUAUUACUGUUUCUGAUUCUCUGGAAAAGUCCGAGAAGUUUGACACCCUACCGUAUAUUUCUGGCGAACACUACUAUAACUCAAUUGCUUUUUGCUUUAUUUUCAAUAACCAGUCAACCGAGAGUUCUCUCAAGACACCAAUAUACGAUUGUUAUUUAUCUGGGACCAGUGCAGUACUUCGGUGAAUGGUUCAGUUACAUGUCCUACGUGGGAAUACUUCACCUAUCACUGAACUCAUUUAUCUCUUUGAUGCUCUCAAUGAUCUAUCGCUACUUCUCGAUUCGGUUUCACAGAUUCUCAGUGAACGUCUCUCUUAUUUUAUGCAUUAUCGGAUACUCAAUCCCAUUUCUAAUCUAUGCCAGUUGUUCUCAUAUCGUCACUUCCUCUUCAAUCUCUAUCAACAGGGCAAUACUCGAUGGUUUGGUUGAAAAUCUCGAGAGCUAUCACAUGGUUGUCUCCACAAAUAUUUCCAACCAGCUUCCCCUCAUUAUUCUGAUUUUGGCAGUAACCUUUGGCCUAAUCCCUAUUUAUUUCGUGAUGUAUUGGUGUCGACAUCAGAUCCACAAGACGUUGAAACAGACGAGAUCAGUGCAUAGUCCGUCUACAAGAGAUAAUGCAAGAAGAUUAGUUCACGCUCUGACCAUUCAAUCAAUUAUUCCACUGGUCUCCGUGUUCCCAGCAUCCACAUUUUGGUGCCUAGCUCAAUUGGGAAUUGUGGAGCCUACAGCCUACAGCUACUUCAUUAUUCCAUGUCUGUCAUUGGGAUGCAUUGCUGAUCCAUUAGUAACAAUCCGAUGUGUUCUUCCAUAUCGAAGAUGGAUUCUCAAACUGUGUCAUCGGACGACCUCGGAUAUGACUACUUCGAAUCAGGAUAAGAGUACCAUUUUUCAAAGAAAUUGA